Egretta garzetta (little egret) is the source of this 2047-nucleotide messenger RNA. RefSeq names its product solute carrier family 38 member 2 (gene SLC38A2). Gene Ontology annotation, biological process: L-glutamine transport; amino acid transmembrane transport. Gene Ontology annotation, molecular function: L-glutamine transmembrane transporter activity. Bases 248 to 1438 code for a protein of 396 amino acids. The record is from RefSeq and is a predicted model, not a curated record. NCBI's taxonomy places the organism in Eukaryota, Metazoa, Chordata, Aves, Pelecaniformes, Ardeidae. The transcript is spliced from 14 exons.
UCAGUAUUUAAUCUGAGCAAUGCUAUUGUGGGUAGUGGCAUCCUUGGUCUUUCUUAUGCCAUGGCUAACACUGGAAUUGCUCUUUUUGUCAGCUGAGAAGUCCCCCCUAGCGUGCUACUCCAGGAAGUGCAUUUGUUGUGGGAGAGAUUUGUUGUUGAGAUCUCCGACGUUGCAAAUGUGCUUCUGGAAAUAACGUAUCUUGCGUGUAAAAGCUGUGGGGAAGAUAAACAAGCCACUAGCGAUUCCCAUGAUACUCCUGCUGUUUGUCUCAGUAUUUUCGCUGUAUUCGGUGCAUCUCCUUUUGAAGACUGCCAACGAAGGAGGAUCUUUAUUGUAUGAACAGUUGGGAAUGAAGGCAUUUGGUAUGGCUGGAAAACUUGCUGCUUCUGGAUCCAUCACAAUGCAGAACAUCGGAGCUAUGUCAAGCUACCUCUUCAUAGUGAAAUAUGAGUUACCAUUGGUCAUCAAGACAUUUUUGAGCAUCGAAGAGACCACAGGAGAAUGGUACCUUAACGGUGACUAUUUAGUGGUGCUGGUGUCUGUCAUCCUCAUUCUUCCCCUGUCCUUGCUGAAAAAUUUAGGAUAUUUGGGCUAUACCAGCGGCUUUUCCUUACUUUGCAUGGUCUUCUUUCUGAUCGUUGUAAUUUGGAAGAUGUUUCAGAUUCCUUGUCCUGCGGAGAGUGACAUCAUAAACAUUACAUUAGUAAAUGUGACAGCGGCACCUUUCUUAAAUAAAAACAUAACAAGUGAUGAUUUGUGCAAGCCAAAAUAUUUCAUCUUCAAUUCCCAGACUGUCUAUGCUAUCCCAAUCCUAACAUUUUCUUUUGUCUGCCAUCCUGCAAUUCUUCCUAUCUAUGAAGAACUGAAAAGCCGAAGCCGUAAAAGAAUGAUGAAUGUGUCCUAUGUAUCUUUUUUUGCCAUGUUUCUCAUGUAUUUAUUGGCGGCUCUCUUUGGAUACCUGACAUUUUAUGGAAGAGUCGAACCAGAACUGCUUCAUACCUACUCUACUUAUCUGGGUUCUGAUGUUCUUCUUCUUACUGUGCGUCUCGCUGUACUUAUGGCUGUAACCCUGACUGUACCUGUAGUUAUUUUCCCAAUCCGCAGUUCCAUUACCCAGCUGUUGUGGGCAGGGAAGGAGUUCAGAUGGUGGCGUCACUGUUCCAUUACAGGUGCUCUUCUGGUGUUUACCAACGUGCUUGUUAUCUUUGUCCCUACUAUCCGAGACAUCUUUGGAUUCAUUGGUGCAUCUGCGGCUGCCAUGCUGAUCUUUAUACUUCCUUCUGCCUUCUAUAUCAAAUUAGUGAAGAAGGAACCAAUGAAGUCAGUGCAAAAGAUUGGGGCUGCAUUCUUCUUUCUAAGUGGUGUACUUGUGAUGACUGGGUGUAUGACACUGAUUAUUCUAGACUGGACCCACAAUGUUGCAUCUGAUGGCCAUUAACUGUCCUGAUUUAAUCUCUAAUACUCCACUUCAAAUGCCAGUGUUCACUCAGAUACCUACUGAGAAUGAAAAUGAGCUAUUCGGCUUCCUUUAAAAUGCAGAUUCUUUGUUGAUGGUUCUUCCGAUUGUAGAAUACCUGAACUCUGUCUUUAAGAAACUAUUCUGCAUGAUGGAAGUGGAUAUUGACAUCAAACCACCUGAGUGUCUGGCUGAAGGAAGUGACAACUUUAUUCCAUUCCAGAGAAUGGACAGAACUCUCUGUAGACUUUUAUCAAGCCAUGUUUGGCUUUCGUCAUUGUUACUUGGAUAUUUUGUUACUUUACUUGAAUGUGCCUAAUGGAACCAACUGAUGUGAGAAAUGACUCUUUAAUUUACAGCAAAGUGUUUAAAUAGCCAAUGAGAGAGAGAGAAACGCUAUUAUUUUUUGUACCAAAAAAUUCUUAUGGACCUCAAAAGCACUAUUUUGACUUUGAGAAACAUUUUUCUAAAAAGAACGAAAGAAUGGUGUAGAAGAGCUCAUUAAAAAAAAAAAAAAAAAUUUGAUCAGUGUCCUAAAUUAAAUCAAGUUUGCCUUUCUGUAGAGGCAUAAUUAGAAGAAAUCUUAUUUUA